AAAAUAUCUACUCUAUGAGUCACUAUGAUGACAUUGACUUCGGCCAGAAUUCAAACUCCAGUAACAUGCAUUUUGAAUAGGAGGCAGACUCUGGAAAGAAGUAAGUUUUUGAUUUAAUAAAGAAAGCCCAAAUAAAACACUAAGAAUACUUAUAUAAAAAAGAUAUCAUCGCUUAUAAAAAUGACCAAUCAAGAAAUCUUAGAUGAAAAGUAACAUUCAAUUCCUAUUAGCAUCAUUAGUUAGGAGAAAAAAUAGACUGUCCAUAAAGUCCAAAGCCAAUAAUUUCCUGGAAAUAAUUUAGGAGAUAAGGAGGAUAAACUAGCGAAAAAUAGAGAGUCUGCUAGAAAUAGCAGGAGAAGAAAGAAGAUUUAUCUAGAAUUAUUGGAAAACAAAGUUACAAAAUUAUCAGAACAAUUAGAUGUUUUUAAGAAUGUUAAUGAAAGAACUCAACAAUUAGCAAUCAAUCUAUAAAAUAAAAUAACACAAGUAUUCAUAAUCCUAAUUAUUAAGAAAAGAGAGCAAGAUUCAACAAAGAUGAUUUUAUUUUCCAAUCUCUAAAAUUCCAUCAAUGGAAAUGCUGGAGAAAUGAAUAUCGAUGCAAUCAUAGAUUCCUUGAAUGUAUAUUAAAAUCUAUAGACUUAUAGAAAAAAUUUGGUUCUGGAUCACAAGAAAGACAUUAGUUAAUCGAUCAUUAUGCAAGACAAAUUUAUGAAAAUUGUUUGGCUCCAUACAUAAAUUAUAUCAUUGGAGUAGCAAAAACUGACUAAGACAUCUUCUCUAAUUAAGAGUAUGUGAAUCAUUUAUCCUUAGCCAAACUGAUAAUACAAUCUUAAGAAAUCUUAAACUUACAGAUAAGCAAAAACAAAUACUCUAAAAAAAAUAAUAAAAAUUAGUAAGACAUCAAAAUGAAUUAGCUAAGUACUUUGAUCUCAUUUAUUAUUAGCACAUUAUCCUCAAUUUAGGAAGUAAAAAAUCAAAUUUAAGCCGAAUUAAGUUCAUUUGAUCAAACUUUAGAAUAAUUAAGAAGAGAGUUGAAACCAAGUCAAGUGGCUAGAUUCCUAUUAUCUAUUGAAAAAAAGGAUAUGCAACAUCAUUUUAAAGAAUAAUUUGAAAAAUGCUUCGGAUCAGAAAUUGAUGAAGAUGACUCUUUGGAAUUAUAUUAAUUUAUGACUGAGCACAACCAAUGUAAUUCACUUGGAAUAGAUAUCCAAUAAACUUACGAGAUAUAUAGAGCAUCCAAUGAUUUUUUAAAUGGAAAAGCUGAAUCCGAAGAUUAAUAGCAACAAUAAUUGUAACAAUAAACUAAAGUUGAAUGAAUUGAUAUAGAUAUGACCUAUUAGAUAUAUAAUUGAUUAUUAUAUAU
Paramecium octaurelia is the source of this 1363-nucleotide messenger RNA. The record is from the annotation of a GenBank genome assembly. NCBI's taxonomy places the organism in Eukaryota, Ciliophora, Oligohymenophorea, Peniculida, Parameciidae.